This is a messenger RNA of Zingiber officinale, 850 nucleotides long. RefSeq names its product serine carboxypeptidase-like 15. The transcript has 7 exons. The record is from RefSeq and is a predicted model, not a curated record. The coding region runs from base 1 to 843 and encodes 280 amino acids. Gene Ontology annotation, molecular function: serine-type carboxypeptidase activity; acyltransferase activity, transferring groups other than amino-acyl groups. Gene Ontology annotation, biological process: secondary metabolic process; proteolysis. Lineage: Eukaryota; Viridiplantae; Streptophyta; Magnoliopsida; Zingiberales; Zingiberaceae.
AUGAACACGUACACAAGGAUGUUGUGGGUUUUAAGGCUCUGCUAUCUGGGGACUAGUAGCUUGAUGAAGGCUCAUCACCUUGUUAUGUCAUCCAUGAUUCCAAUAGUGGAGCCAGCCCAGGCCCCCGCGCUACACAUGCGCAUCUUUGAGGGUGUGUAUAUUGAUAUAGAGGCGGUCCAUCUUCACCACCUCCUCCUCGUCGCCUCGACUUUCAGCCAGUUCCAACACAAGAAGGAAGAAGAAGGAAGGAGGAGGAGGAAGAUCGAAAUCCCUCUCCUGAUUGUCUCACUGAUCUUUCUCUGCUUCUUUUCCUCUGCUCUCUCAUCUUCUGUGGUCACCUAUUUACCUAGAUUCCAAGGCCCCCUUCCCUUCUACUUAGAGACAGGGUACGUGGAGGUGGACCAGGACCACGGCGGUGAGUUUUUCUACUACUUCAUCGAGUCGGAGAACAAUCCGGUAGAGGACCCCCUGCUCCUCUGGCUGACCGGCGGGCCCAGGUGCUCUGCCUUCAGCGGAUUAGUCUUCGAAAUCGCCGAGUACAACGGGAGCUUGCCAAGCUUGGUCUACCAUCCUUAUUCCUGGACCAAGGUAGCCAACAUUAUCUUUGUAGAUUCCCCGUUGGGUUCUGGAUUCUCAUACUCAAGAAAAUAUGAAGGGUAUGAUGCCAACGAUACUAUUUGGUCCGAACAGGCUUCUAAGUUUCUUUUACAGUGGCUUGUUGAGCACCCACAGUUCAUCUCCAAUCCCCUCUACAUUGCUGGGGAUUCAUAUGCUAGAAAAAUUGUACCUAUGGUGGCCAAAAGAAUAUUGGAUGGUAACUCUACUUUUAAUGUAAACUAUUGAUGAGGGU